CGGAACGAGCCGGCUCCUCCUCCGGUGCGCGGACUCCUCGCGGGCGUUCUACGACGAAUGCUCGCGAGAGGGCGCCGUGAUACCGGCCCCGAGGGCUCCAGGGCUCGCCGCCCCACGUCCCGUCGAAGGCCGGGACGCCCCGGCGAGGACUUGAGUGGAUAAAAGCACCCGGCAACCUUGCCUCCUGGGCCAGCUCACACCUAGGAUGCUCAGGGAUGCUGCUCCGUGCGCUGGCACGCCGAGGGUUGGGGGACGGGGUGCUCUGCACCCCGUUAUCUGGGGUGCCCCAGUGAGGGGCGUGGGAGGACGCAGGAACACAUCCUAGGAGCGCGCGGGACGCCUUCCCAGCGGGAUCUGGACUUUGGUUCUGGGAGGGCCAGGAGCGCCUCUGUACACGGAGGGCUGGGGAUCGGGGCACCCUCAUCGGGGUAGGGUGCGAGGAAUCGGGUCGCUAGUACACCGACGUGACCAGGAACGCAGGGACACGCUCCCAAGUCGGUUGGGGACUCCUCCACGUCAGCCCUCCGCCCUCGCGCGCGCCCCCGCCGGACCCGAGGCGUCCCGGCGACCGCGCUGACAGCUCCUCCAAAGAAGGGCUCGCACGGGCUCGCACUGGCUCGCGACACCCUCACCCGCUCCGGAACCAACGUGCAGAGGUUACCGUGUGGGGACGUGGCGCGGAGACGGACCCGCGCCGGAAGUGAGGCACUCAACACCCGCGGCCGCCGCUAUGGCGCACAUCACCAUUAACCAGUACCUACAGCAGGUAUAUGAAGCCAUUGACACCAGAGAUGGAGCGUCCUGUGCAGAGCUGGUAUCCUUCAAGCACCCUCAUGUUGCGAACCCACGGCUCCAGAUGGCUUCUCCAGAAGAGAAAUGCCAGCAAGUUCUGGAGCCCCCUUAUGAUGAAAUGUUCGCAGCUCAUUUAAGGUGUACCUAUGCUGUGGGGAAUCAUGACUUCAUAGAAGCGUACAAGUGCCAGACGGUGAUAGUCCAAUCAUUCCUUCGGGCAUUCCAGGCUCACAAAGAAGAAAACUGGGCUCUGCCUGUCAUGUAUGCAGUAGCUCUUGACCUUCGGAUAUUUGCCAAUAAUGCAGACCAGCAGUUGGUAAAGAAAGGAAAGAGCAAAGUUGGAGACAUGCUGGAAAAAGCUGCCGAGCUGCUGAUGAGCUGCUUCCGAGUCUGUGCCAGUGACACCCGUGCCGGCAUAGAAGACUCUAAGAAGUGGGGGAUGCUGUUCCUGGUGAACCAGCUAUUUAAAAUCUACUUUAAGAUCAACAAACUCCAUUUGUGUAAACCUCUUAUCAGAGCCAUUGAUAGCUCGAAUCUGAAAGACGACUAUAGCACUGCACAGAGGAUCACGUACAAGUACUACGUGGGGCGCAAGGCCAUGUUCGACAGUGACUUCAAGCAAGCGGAGGAGUACCUGUCAUUUGCCUUUGAACACUGCCAUCGCUCCAGCCAGAAGAACAAGAGGAUGAUUCUGAUCUACCUGCUGCCAGUGAAGAUGCUGCUGGGUCACAUGCCGACCAUCGAGCUCCUGAGGAAAUACCACCUGAUGCAGUUUUCAGAAGUGACCAAAGCCGUCAGUGAGGGCAAUCUGUUGCUGCUCAAUGAGGCGCUGGCAAAACACGAGACGUUCUUCAUCCGCUGUGGCAUCUUCCUCAUCCUGGAGAAGCUGAAGAUCAUCACGUACAGGAACCUCUUCAAGAAAGUGUAUUUGUUACUCAAGACACAUCAGCUGUCUCUAGACGCCUUUCUGGUUGCUUUGAAGUUCAUGCACGUGGAAGAUGUGGACAUUGACGAGGUCCAGUGCAUUCUGGCCAACUUGAUAUACAUGGGUCACAUUAAAGGCUACAUCUCCCAUCAGCAUCAGAAGCUGGUCGUCAGCAAGCAAAACCCUUUCCCUCCGCUGUCCACAGUGUGCUGAUGCCCAGGCCCUGCUGACAGAGCGCUCCCGCUCCUGCUGCCCGCUGGAGGUCACCUCUCCUGGUGCAGUCGCCAGCACCUGAGGGACUCAUCGUGGUCUCCAGUGUCCUAUCUCAUGCCAGCCUUGCCAAGACCUGGAGUUCUUUUUCAAGAUGGACCAGCACCCUGCUGCUGGCCUGUGGUGCUUGCGAGCUUCCGGGAAGGAGACAGCUGGGCUUCAGUUUAUGUUUAUGGAGGCUGCCUUUGUGACAUUUUGUAGGGCUUCCUUCCUCCCUCCCUCCCUUCCUCCUUCCCUGUCUCCCUCCCUCUCUCCCUCCUUCCCUCCCUCCCCCCCUCUCCCGUUGGUCCUUCUUUCCUUCCUUCCUUCCUUAAAAAGGUAACCCAAGUUUAUACAAGUGGAGCAAGUUCUUUACUGUCUGUUAUAUAACGCAUCUGUUUUCAUAUGCAAAAUGUCAGCAUUGUGAGCUCAGAAUGCUGGAUUAACUUGAGGCUUCUCUUUAAAAGUAGAAUUUAGGGGGUGGAGAGAUGGCUGGUUCAGGCAAGAACAGCUACUGCCAGAGGAUGUGUUUGAUUCCUAGCACCCACAUGGCAGCUCAUAGCCAUCUAACUCCAGUUCUAGGGGACCCAUUGCCUUUGUUGGCCUCCACGGGCUCCUGCACACGUGUAUAAAAGCUCACUCGGCAAACAGGCAUACAUACAUACAUACAUAAAUAAAUACAUCUUUUUUAAAGAAAAGCAGGAGUUAGUCUGAUGUAAAUUCCAACGGUUGUAAAGGUUGAUCUGGACUAAGACAAGGCCUGGCUGUUGUGCUCUGGUUAUGGCCCCUUCUGAGCCUGUCCUCUGCCUUUCUUCUGUUUCCUACAGCCACUGUCCUGUCGGGCCCUCACCCUGCAGCUGCAUCCAGCUCAACCCCUUCCAGAGACCCUUCCUGUAGACAGUUAGCCCGGGUGGGGCUUCAGCAGAAGUUCUAGGCAAGUGCAUUGCGC
Molecule: messenger RNA, 2915 nt
Organism: Mus pahari (shrew mouse)
Lineage: Eukaryota; Metazoa; Chordata; Mammalia; Rodentia; Muridae
Gene: Pcid2
Product: PCI domain containing 2
Exons: 14
Coding region: 731-1930 (399 amino acids)
Biological process (GO): post-transcriptional tethering of RNA polymerase II gene DNA at nuclear periphery; transcription elongation by RNA polymerase II; poly(A)+ mRNA export from nucleus
Cellular component (GO): transcription export complex 2
Molecular function (GO): double-stranded DNA binding; RNA binding
Source: RefSeq, a predicted model, not a curated record